Messenger RNA from Sinocyclocheilus grahami, 3272 nucleotides. RefSeq names its product beta-galactosidase-1-like protein 2. The coding region runs from base 154 to 2055 and encodes 633 amino acids. NCBI's taxonomy places the organism in Eukaryota, Metazoa, Chordata, Actinopteri, Cypriniformes, Cyprinidae. The record is from RefSeq and is a predicted model, not a curated record. The transcript is spliced from 19 exons. Gene Ontology annotation, biological process: carbohydrate metabolic process. Gene Ontology annotation, molecular function: beta-galactosidase activity.
AUUGACAGGAACUACACCGCAGAUACCCAAGCGACGCUUUCUGUUUGUUCCUAGAAACAUACCGCUUAAAUGUCCCUGCCUUUUACUUGAUACUGUUGGGCACUUUAUUUCAGAAUAUAUUUGAAACAUUCAUAGCUCUUAAAUCAGGAGCACAUGGCUGUUUUCAGUAUAAGAAACAAUCAUAGGAGGCGAUAUGUUAUUCUGUUUUUGAGUCUCGCGUGCUUUAUUAUAUACCGACACUUCAGAGGUCCGACAGUAAAGAUAAGGAUAAAUCGAUCAGUGGGUCUGAGGGUGAACUCUUCCCAGUUCACUCUGGGAGGAAAGCCCUUUCGUAUUCUGGGGGGCUCUUUACACUACUUCCGCUUGCCCAGAGCUUACUGGAAGGAUCGGAUGGUGAAAAUGAAAGCCUGUGGUCUCAACACUCUCACUGUUGACGUGCCAUGGUCUCUCCAUCAGCCAGAGAAAGGAGAACUACGUUUCCAGGGAGGCCUUGACAUAGAAAGUUAUCUUCACUUGGCUGCAGAGGUGGGACUCUGGGUAAUUUUACGUCCAGGACCGUACAUAGGCUCUGACCUUGACCUUGGAGGACUGCCCAGCUGGCUUUUGCGUGAUAGAGAGAUGAUGCUGCGUACCACUUACCCAGGAUUCAUAGCGGCUGUAAACGUGUACUUCGAUAAGCUCAUUCCCAAAGUGGUGCCUUUCCAGUUUAAGAAAGGUGGGCCUAUCAUUGCCGUUCAAGUGGAGAACAAAUAUGGAUCACAUGCAAGAGAUGGAAACUACAUGUCAUUUGUCAAAGAGGCUCUCCAAGACAGAGGCAUCAGUGAAGUUCUCCUAACAUCAGACGACCAUGAGGGUCUAAAAUAUGGUGGAGUCCAAGGAGCUUUAAGAACUCUAAAUCUACAGAAAAUUAAUCAUGAUGACAUCAAAUAUCUGGAAACACUACAGCCCAACAGUCCUGUGCUGAUGAUGGAGCUCUGGACAGGGAGGUCUGAUGGAUGGGGCGGUUUACACCAUAGUUUACCUGCAGAGGACUUGCUUGCCGUGGUAAGAGAGACACUGAGACGAGGAAUGUCCAUCAACCUGUACAUGUUCCACGGAGGGACAAACUUUGGCUUCAUGAAUGGGGCAUUGGCCAACCCAUCUUACAAAGCUCUGGUUACAAGCUAUGAUUAUGAUGCUCCUCUGUCAGAAGCAGGAGAUUACACACAAAAGUACCAUCUUCUCAGAGAUCUUCUCAGCAAUUUCAACAGUGAAAUCCUCUCUGAGAUGCCUGGUCUCCGCUGGAAAGAAGAAUAUGAGGCAACCAUAUUGUUCCAGCAUCUGUCCCUGUGGGACGCUCUGCCAUACACACAUGAGCCUUUCAAAUCCCAAUUCCCGGUCAAUAUGGAGAAUCUGCCUGUGAAUAACGGUAACGGCCAGGCAUAUGGAUACACCCUCUAUGAGACCACCAUCAUCAGAGGAGGCUCCUUAAAAUCAGGACGCAACAUCCAAGACAGAGCCCUGGUUUUUUUGAACCAAAGUUUCAUUGGCAUUUUUCAUCACAGAAAUGUAGAAUUAGCUGUUCCUGAUGGAAAGGAGAAACGCACUUUGAGUCUGCUGGUGGAGAACUGUGGACGUGUGCAUUACGGUAAAGACAUGGACAACCAGCGCAAAGGUAUUGUUGGGAACAUUUUAUUAAAUCAUACGCCUCUUAGAGACUUCACAAUAUAUAGCCUGGAUAUGACUCCUGACUUUAUUGACAGCUUGUACAGGGCACCUUGGAAGUCCGUCCCUAACAAACUAAGCUUCCCAGGAUUUUUCCAGGGAAGGUUAUUUGUGAAUGGAUAUCCCAGUGACACUUUCAUGAAGCUGCCAGGUUGGAGUAAGGGUGUAGUCUUCAUUAAUGGCCAAAACAUUGGACGGUACUGGGAUGCUGGACCACAGCAAGCUCUGUUUCUACCAGGACCCUUCCUCAACAGUGGAAUGAACCAGGUGAUUGUGUUUGAAGAAGCAGAAGCGGAUUUUAAAAUCCAGUUUGAAGAUUCUCCUGAUCUGGGAAUGACAGUUGACAUUUAAUGAACAAAAUUCAAGAAUGUUUUAUGUAAAUCAACAUACGGCUAAAGGACACAUGACUGUACUGUCAAAUACAUAAACGCUAUCAAAGUGCCUGAACAAAAAUGAAAUGAGCAAAAACUUGUAUGUCACUGUUGGAUUGUUAAAACAUUAAUAGCACAUUUGUAUUAAUAGCAUGGCUUUGCAUUCCAUGAUAUUAUCUCAAAUGUUUUCAUGAAAAAGUGCCGUCUUGCUGGGGACUGUGUAAUUUUGUGUUCAAAUGGAAAAUGUUUGAGCAUGUUGAGAUGGACUGCCUAUUAUAACUCAGUUGAGGGUGUGUGUUUGAAUGACGGCUUCAUUUGUUAGCAAGACACAAGGUAGAUUUAGGUUUUUGAUUGUCUCAUGCUGUUUACUGGCUGAAAUUAGUCAUAUUAGUGCAAUAUUUCGUUUAUUUUUAUAUGAAAAUGUAAAUGUUGCACUGGCCAUGUAGGCAACAGGAUUUUUCUUUUCAGUAAUUUCCACAGGCAGCCAAUUGGUUACAUGAGUGCAUUUACUGUAUAUCCAGCGUUAUUGUGUUGUUUUCCCUUUGUGCAAACACUGAGAAAGAUUUUAUAUUUAGCCUAAACUGUAUUUUGUUACAGGUUUGUUCAAAUUGAACUUACUGUACAUGAUACCUCAUAUUUUACAGUUCAAUUUAGGAAGGAUCUUUUUAAACCAUCAGACUUUGGCCUAAAUUUCAUCUGGCAGACAAUAAAACAGGUUUUAAAAAAUCCAAUUUGAGCCAUAUUUAUGGGCAGAAUAUGAUUGUGUGAUCGUGUUCAUCAAAUACUAUUUCUAUCUAAACUUCAACUCAAAUCAGCUUUGUAAACUUCUUUUAGAAUCAACGUUUUCCAGAGCAUUUUCUGGAAUAAAUCACUUAAAUCCUUUCUUAACUGAGAAUUGUUCUUCAAUGAGAGUGUCUUAAGUCUGGAAUACACUGCACGACUUUUAAAAUCUGGACAAAUCUUAAAACACUAUGCAUUAGAAACUUUGACAACUUUGUAAAUGGUUUUAGAAAAAACAGGGCAUCAUACACUAAAUGAGUGAAGAUCACGCAUUAAAUAUGCAGUAUUGCAUUUUUACACCGAAUUUUGAGCAGACAAAAAAAGAGUGUGCCCAUCAUACACCCUGUGAUUUUCUGUAAAAUCCGCACUGCAAGAAAAUGCCUGUAAUUUUAAUGGUAAAUGGUUAUCAGAUAUGGU